Messenger RNA from Lodderomyces beijingensis, 1743 nucleotides. NCBI's taxonomy places the organism in Eukaryota, Fungi, Ascomycota, Pichiomycetes, Serinales, Debaryomycetaceae. The record is from the annotation of a GenBank genome assembly.
AUGCCAUCAAUUGACCCACAGUCCGAGAAGCUUUUCCAAUCGUUACUCACCAAGGAUGAUCUUUCAGGGUACGAAGACCCCGUGAAGUUCCAAGAAUGGAUCCCCAAGAUAGAAGCAUACAGAAAAAGACUAGCUGACGCCAUACCGCCGGAACUCACGACGGAGCUUCCGCAACCGAUCGAUAGGCUCAUCGAGGAGCAAUUUGAUGCCGUGGCCUACUUGUACGAUGCCAAGUUGCUCCUGCCUCACGAGUUUGAAAUCACCGACACGACAGGCCCGGCAAUCGUGGCGAAAAUCGCCAGCGGCGAAUGGACCGCGGUGGAAGUGUUCAAGGCGUUUGCCAAACGGGCAAUCUUGGCGCACCAAUUCACCAAUUGCGCAGUCGAGGUGUUUAUCGACAAAGGUUUGGAAAGAGCCAAGGAGUUGGACGCAUACUAUAAGGAAAACGACGGCAAGACCGUGGGUCCCUUGCACGGGCUCCCCAUUUCCUUAAAAGAGCACGUUGCGUUAAAAGGUAGAAUCGGGCAUGUCGGCUGCGUGGCCCUCUUGGACAACAUUAUGGCACGUGACUCGGUGACAGCCAAGAUCUUGUUUGACCUCGGCGGUGUCUUUUACAUCCGCACCAAUGAGCCGCAGGCGUUGUUGCACUUGGACUCCGGGAACAACAUCACGGGUUUAACCAAAUGCCCCUACAAUUUGCUUCUUUCCAGUGGUGGUUCAUCUUCGGGUGAAGGUGCCAUUGUCGCUUUUGGAGGCAGUGUAGUUGGCGUUGGAUCCGAUAUCGGUGGGUCCAUCAGGUCGCCAGCGGCGUUUUCUGGGUGCCAUGGAUUGAGGCCUACAUCGCGGAGAAUCAGUGGACGAGGCGUCGUUGGAGGCGAAAGCGGACAAGAAAGUGUCGUUGGUGUGCUUGGGCCCUUGGCGAGGACGAUUGACGAUAUAGAUUUGUUCAUGAAGGCGUACAUCAACAACGGCGAACCAUGGCAUUUGGAUCCAUGGAGCUUGCCCAUGCAAUGGAGAGAGGUUGCAACCCCAAAAAUAGCCAAUUUGAAAAUCGCCGUGGUGAGAGAUGACGGGGUAGUGAGGGUAUCCCCACCAAUCACACGUGGACUCAACCACGUCGUUUCGAAAUUGAAAUCUGCCGGUGCUGAAGUAAUCGAGUUUGUGCCAACUAAAAGUCAGCUCGCGUAUGAUACCGCCAUGAAAUUGUACAAUGCCGAUGGCAACAAGGAGUUGCGCGACUUGUUUUCAGCUUCAGGUGAACCGUUGCCCAGAUUGACGAAAUGGUACCUCAACGCCGGUGAAGGAACCAAGAUGCACACCGCGCACGAGAAUCGUGAGUUGAACGCGCAGAGAGACCGAUUGAGGGAAGAGUAUUCCGACUGGAUGGUGGAAAACGAGAUUGACUUCAUCUUGGGGCCCGCGUACAACAACGUGGCGCCCAAAUCUGAAGAGGUUUACAACGAAUCAUACACCAUCAUUUACAAUUUAUUAGAUUUCCCCAGCUUGGUGUUUCAGACUGGAUUGAGACAAGAUCCACUGGUGGAUGUCUGGACCGAGGAGGAUAAGAAAUUUGAGUUUAGAAACGGCAUGGAGGAAUUGGAGAAUAGGUCGUACGAUCCCCAGGGUUUCAAAGGUGCCCCCAUUGCAUUGCAGUUGAGCGGAAGACGGUACUUUGACGAAGAAGUUGUUGCUGGCGGAAAAGCAAUUGUUGAUUUACUUGGGGUCGAUUUGUUGAAGCAUUAG